This is a messenger RNA of Aphidius gifuensis, 1544 nucleotides long. RefSeq names its product ovarian-specific serine/threonine-protein kinase Lok-like. The transcript has 3 exons. Bases 66 to 1544 code for a protein of 492 amino acids. The record is from RefSeq and is a predicted model, not a curated record. Gene Ontology annotation, molecular function: ATP binding; protein binding; protein kinase activity. Gene Ontology annotation, biological process: protein phosphorylation. NCBI's taxonomy places the organism in Eukaryota, Metazoa, Arthropoda, Insecta, Hymenoptera, Braconidae.
CUGACAUACUAUUGACACCGAUACCAUAAAAGUAAUAAAUUUAUUAAAUUAUUAUUUAUAAAAUAAUGGACACCAGGCUAACUGGUUUGAAUUCUAAUAACAAUGAUGAUGAAGAUCGUCUACCUGAUACACUACUACCAGGUGAUGAAUCACAAUCACAGUCAUCAUCAUCAUCAUUACCAAAUAAAAGUUCAUUUGACACAUGGGCUUUACUUAUGCCAUGUUGUCAAAGCCAACUUGAUCAACAUGAUCCAUAUCAUAACAAUAAUCGAAAGCCACUUGAUUCAUUUUGUCUCAUUAAAAAUGAAUAUACAGCUGGACGAUUGAAACAUUUGGAUAUACAAUUUAAUGAAAAAAACACAGAUUCAAAAAGAUUACUUCAAACAAGUAAAACACAAUUUAUAAUUAAACGUGAAAGAGUAACAAAUUAUAAAACAGCUGAUUAUGAAGGUGAUUUUGUUGUUUUUAUUUAUGACAAAAGUAUGAAUGGUACAUAUAUCAAUAAAAGAAAACUAAAGGAUAAAAAACGCAUACUACUUCAUUAUGAUACAAUAAGUAUUGCCAAACCUGAUUAUAAAGUCUUCAAGUACAUGGAAUGUACAAAUUUAGUUGAUAUGACACCAGAGUUGACUAAAAAUUACGUGGCUUUGAGAGUUUUAGGAUAUGGUAUUUAUGGACCAGUUACAUUAAUAUAUUCAAAAACUGAUUAUUGUCCAUUGGCAUUAAAAUGUUCAAGAACAAAUAGCAUAGAUGAGAGAGCUUAUCAAGAUAAUUUUAUGAAUGAAGUUGAUAUAUUAAAAGGAUUAAAACAUCCAAAUGUUAUUAAAAUAGUACAUGAAAUAAAUACAGAAUCUGAAAUUUGUAUCAUGCUUGAGUUCAUGCAAGGUGGUAAAUUAUUUGAUAGAAUUACCAAAAAUGGUGGUUUAUCAGAAAAACUAACGAAAUUUUAUUUCUAUCAAAUUGCAACUGCUGUUGAGUAUCUUCAUGACAAAGGAAUAACACAUCGUCAUCUUAAACUAGAAAAUAUAUUAUUAUUAGAUAAUGAUGAAUAUACACUUGUCAAAUUAACUGAUUUUGGUUUCUCAGAACGGAUUAAUCAUGAAGUAAAGAUUAAGAAAUUUCAUAGUACAUCAUAUUAUGAUGCACCAGAAAUAUUGAAAAACGAAGAAAAAACACAGUAUACAAGUCAAGUAGAUGUAUGGAGUUUGGGUGUUAUGUUGUAUGUUAUGUUGAGUGGCUGUCUACCAUUUACAAAAAGAGGAAAUAAAGAUCUUUUGGAUGUGAUUAGAGAAGGCACAUAUGAUUUUACACCAGAUAUAUUUAAAAAUAUAUCUGUAGAAGCCAAAAAUUUGAUUGAUAAGAUGCUAACGGUCAAUCCAAACGAUCGUUACACAGCUCCAAGAGUUCUUUCAAGUUCAUGGCUGGAUGAUACAGAACUAAUGGAAAAAAUUUCACACACUUUAAAACCGCAUAUUAAUAUUGAUAAUAAUGAUAAUGAUAAAAUUAAAAGUCAAAAUUUUGAUAGAGGAAUUGGUAGCAAAUGA